CUUCAUAACAAUCUCACAAAUAAAAUAGGAAACAAUAUAGUUGGGAUCAGUUCACUUUUCUUCUACGGCGUCGGCCGAGUUCUCUGUUAGGUAGCGUUUUCUUCCAGAGUUGCUGCAGUACUGAAGCAAUACAUCUCACAAUAUGAGUGGCGCCAUUGACGAUGCCACCUCGCCUUCCGCCCUCUCUGACAAAUCGGCGAAGAUCUUCGUCGCCGGUCACCGCGGACUUGUCGGCUCCGCCAUCGUCCGCAAGCUCCAAGCCCUAGGGUUCACCAACCUCGUCCUCCGCGGCCAUGCCGAGCUGGACCUCACUCGCCAAAACGACGUCGAGUCCUUCUUCACAGUCGAAAAGCCCCAAUUCGUCAUCCUCGCCGCGGCAAAAGUUGGCGGCAUUCACGCCAACAACACAUACCCGGCAGAUUUCAUCGCCGUCAAUCUCCAGAUCCAGACCAAUGUGAUCGACGCCUCGUACCGAUUCGGAGUGAAGAAGCUCUUGUUUCUCGGCUCCUCUUGUAUUUACCCCAAGUUCGCUCCACAGCCUAUCCCCGAAAGCGCAUUGUUAACGGGCCCUCUGGAGCCCACAAAUGAGUGGUAUGCGAUUGCCAAGAUCGCCGGGAUCAAGAUGUGCCAGGCUUACCGGAUUCAGUACAAUUGGGAUGCGAUUUCGGGGAUGCCCACCAAUUUGUAUGGGCCACAUGACAACUUUCACCCCGAGAAUUCCCAUGUUUUGCCGGCAUUGAUGAGGCGGUUUCACGAGGCAAAGGUAAAGGGUGCGAAGGAGGUGGUGGUGUGGGGGUCUGGAAGCCCCUUGAGGGAGUUUUUGCACGUUGACGACUUAGCGGAUGGGGUUGUGUUCUUGAUGGAGAAUUAUGGUGGGCUAGAGCAUGUCAAUGUGGGUAGUGGCAAGGAGGUGACUAUCAAGGAGUUGGCUGAGUUGGUGAAGGAAGUGGUUGGGUUUGAGGGUGAGCUUGUUUGGGACUCUUCCAAGCCUGAUGGAACUCCGAGGAAGCUCAUGGAUAGCUCAAAGCUGGCGGGGUUGGGUUGGACCCCAAAGAUCUCUCUCAAGGAUGGUCUAGUUGAUACCUAUAAGUGGUACUUGGAGAAUGUCAAGCAAUGAUAAUGCAGGUGAUUGCAUUGGUUGUGAUUUUUUUAUUUAUCAUGCACUAUUAGUUCUUGUUAUGUCAUCAUCCUGAACUUGUUAUUGUUGUUACAUUAACAUCAGGAGCCUACUUGGAUGUUCAUUAUGUAUCAUUUAUGUGGAAUAAAUUAUCUGUGAAUUUGUUGUUUUAGAACUGAGUGAGCUAUUGUUAUU
Prunus avium (sweet cherry) is the source of this 1312-nucleotide messenger RNA. RefSeq names its product GDP-L-fucose synthase 1. Gene Ontology annotation, molecular function: GDP-L-fucose synthase activity. Lineage: Eukaryota; Viridiplantae; Streptophyta; Magnoliopsida; Rosales; Rosaceae. Gene Ontology annotation, biological process: nucleotide-sugar biosynthetic process. The record is from RefSeq and is a predicted model, not a curated record.